Jatropha curcas is the source of this 2118-nucleotide messenger RNA. Its product is annotated as very-long-chain aldehyde decarbonylase CER1. The record is from RefSeq and is a predicted model, not a curated record. Gene Ontology annotation, biological process: lipid biosynthetic process. Lineage: Eukaryota; Viridiplantae; Streptophyta; Magnoliopsida; Malpighiales; Euphorbiaceae. Gene Ontology annotation, molecular function: oxidoreductase activity; iron ion binding.
GCUUGUGUCAUUAUAUAUACCAUCCUUCCCCUUUGCAUAUUUUCCUUCAUAGCCGAGGGAUCGAGAUCGAGAGGAGGAAUAUAAAGAAGCAACAAGCAUGGCUUCUACGCCUGGAAUUCUCACAAACUGGCCGUGGACUCCUCUCGGAGAUUUUAAGCAUGUGAUAUUGGCUCCUUGGGCCAUUCACAACACGUACUCGUACCUGGUGAAAGGAGAAAAUGAUUUGUCCAGCUUUCUCAUUUUCCCAUUUUUGUUGUGGAGAAUGCUCCACAACCAGUUAUGGAUUAGCCUUUCCCGCUAUCGAACAGCCAAAGGUAGUAAAAGAAUUCUCGACAGAGGCAUUGAAUUCGACCAAGUAGACAGAGAAAGGAACUGGGAUGAUCAGAUACUGUUCAACGGUAUCCUUUUUUAUGUGGGAAGCAUGGUACUUCCCAAUGCCACCCAUUUGCCUCUGUGGAGAAAAGAUGGUGUAAUCCUUACAAUAUUGCUUCACGCUGGGCCGGUCGAGUUUCUUUACUAUUGGUUUCACCGGCUCCUUCACCACCAUUAUCUCUACUCUCGCUAUCAUUCUCACCAUCAUUCUUCUAUUGUCACCGAACCCAUUACCUCUGUGAUUCACCCCUUUGCGGAACACAUAGCAUACUACAUGCUUUUUGCAAUACCGAUGUUGACGACGCUUUUCAACGGAACGGCCUCCACGGCAUCAUUUUUCGGUUACAUUACCUGGAUCGACUUCAUGAACAAUAUGGGUCACUGCAACUUCGAGCUCAUUCCCAAAUGGCUCUUCUCUAUUUUUCCCCCUCUCAAGUACCUCAUGUACACCCCGUCGUUCCAUUCCCUUCACCACACUCAGUUCCGAACAAAUUACUCGCUUUUCAUGCCCUUGUAUGAUUACAUAUACGGCACUGCGGACAAAUCAUCCGAUAGCCUUUACGAGAAUUCAUUGAAAAGGCAAGAGGAGUUCCCUGAUGUGGUGCACCUCACCCAUUUAACUUCACCGGACUCCAUCUACCAUCUGCGCCUUGGAUUUGCGUACUUGGCCUCUACUCCCGAAACCCAAAAAUCGAACUGGUAUCUCUGCUUAAUGUGGCCCGUCACUCUCUGGACUAUGAUUUGCGCAUGGAUUUAUGGUCGCACUUUCGUAGUUGAGAGGAAUCGCUUUCACAAGCUUACACUUCAAACUUGGGCCAUACCCAGGUACAAUUUGCAAUACUGCAUGCAAUGGCAAAAUCAAUCUAUCAACAACAUGAUCGAAGAAGCUAUACUCGAAGCAGACAGAAAAGGCGUUAAGGUUUUGAGUCUCGGUCUCUUGAAUCAGGGGGAGGAGCUGAAUGGGUACGGUGAGGUUUAUGUGAAGAGGCAUCCAAGGCUGAAAACGAAGGUGGUGGAUGGAAGUAGUCUCGCAGUCGCUGCUGUGCUCAAUUCCAUUCCUAAAGGAACAGCUCAACUUCUGCUUACCGGCUCACCCUCUAAGGUUGCUUUUGGUGUUGUCUCUGCUCUUUGUCAGAGGGGAAUCCAGGUAAAAACUGCUUUGAAGAAAGAUUAUGAGAAGGUGAAGACAUCAUUGGGCAGCGAAUACCACAGCAAUUUGCUCCUUUCAAAAGAUUAUUCUGUCAAGACAUGGCUAGUGGACGAAAGAUUGAGUGAAGAAGAGCAGAAAAAGGCAACAAAAGGAACAUUAUUUAUUCCAUUGUCGCAAUUCCCUCCUAAGAAAUUGCGCAAUGACUGCUUUUACCAUACCACACCGGCAAUGGUGGCUCCGGCAUCUCUUGAGAACGUGGACUCUUGUGAGAAUUGGUUGCCAAGGAGGGUAAUGAGCGCAUGGAGAGUAGCUGGAAUAGUGCAUGCUUUAGAAGAAUGGAAGGUGGAUGAGUGUGGUUACUCGAUGUACCACAUUGACAAAGUUUGGCAAGCAGCUCUUCGCCAUGGCUUUAAACCUCUCUCUAUCGUUUCUGCUGCCAUAUCUACAUCAUUCUGAUUAAUUUCUAGUUACUGUGAUUUUUAAUUUGCUUCUACUGUUUGAUGUUUUAGAGAAUAUCAUUGCUGUUAAUAAUGAUUUUAUAAACAGUGUCCAAGUUUCAAACUAUAUAUAUAUAUAUAUAUAUAGACAUUAACAUU